Molecule: messenger RNA, 6056 nt
Organism: Panthera uncia (snow leopard)
Lineage: Eukaryota; Metazoa; Chordata; Mammalia; Carnivora; Felidae
Gene: PHLDB1
Product: pleckstrin homology like domain family B member 1
Exons: 26
Coding region: 222-4850 (1542 amino acids)
Biological process (GO): regulation of microtubule cytoskeleton organization
Cellular component (GO): basal cortex
Molecular function (GO): protein binding
Source: RefSeq, a predicted model, not a curated record
ACAGACCCCUCAUUUCCCCCUCCUCAAGUUCUCUCCGCCCCGGUCUUUUCACACUCCACCCCUGCCCCCACCCACCGGGCUCCCAGCCUCAGUUUCCUUCCCGUCCCGACUCCUUCCCCUGCCGGCGGCCCUUCCUCGAAGGCGGAUGUGCGUCGGGAAAGCGAAGGCGGCGGCGGGCGGAGAGGGUCCCAGCUCGGCCCCGAAGGCCUCGGGACGCGGCCAUGCGACGCCCGGGGCGAGGCCUCGGCUGGCCCCCCGGGCCACAGGAGCUCUGGAGCCCCAGGACCAUGGACGCUCUUAAUAGGAACCAGGUGGGCCCUGGAUGCAGGACCCAAGCAAUGGUCAAGAAAGGGCCCUUGGACCUGAUCGAGACAGGCAAAGGGCUGAAGGUGCAAACGGACAAACCCCAUCUGGUGAGCCUGGGCAGUGGGCGGCUCAGCACAGCUAUCACCCUUCUGCCGCUGGAGGAAGGGAAGACCGUGAUUGGCUCUGCGGCCAGGGACAUCUCCCUGCAGGGUCCGGGCUUGGCUCCAGAACACUGCUACAUUGAGAACCUGCGGGGCACCCUCACCCUCUACCCGUGUGGCAAUGCCUGCAGUAUCGACGGGCUCCCUGUCCGGCAGCCCACCCGGCUCACUCAGGGCUGUAUGUUGUGCCUGGGUCAGUCGACCUUCCUCCGCUUUAACCACCCGGCUGAAGCCAAGUGGAUGAAGAGUAUGAUUCCGGCAGGGGGCCGGGCCCCCGGGCCCCCCUACAGUCCUGGCUCAGAAUCGGAAAGCCUGGUUAAUGGGAACCACGCGCCACAGCCCGCGACCCGGGGCCCCUCUGCCUGCGCCAGCCACAGUUCCCUGGUGAGCUCUAUUGAGAAGGACCUGCAGGAGAUCAUGGACUCGCUGGUGCUAGAGGAGCCCGGAGCGGCCGGCAAGAAGCCUGCCGCGACUUCCCCACUGUCGCCAAUGGCUAAUGGUGGGCGCUACUUGCUGUCCCCGCCAACCAGCCCUGGUGCCAUGUCUGUGGGCUCCAGCUAUGAGAACACCUCUCCAGCCUUCUCUCCGCUCUCCUCACCAGCCAGCAGUGGGAGCUGUGCCAGCCACUCACCCAGCGGGCAGGAGCCAGCACCUUCCGUGCCGCCGCUGGUGCCUGCCCGUUCCUCGAGCUACCACCUGGCCCUGCAGCCCCCACAGUCCCGACCGGGCGGCGCCCGCUCCUCCGAGAGCCCCCGGCUGGGCCGGAAAGGGGGUCACGAGAGGCCUCCCAGCCCCGGCCUCCGAGGUCUGCUGACGGACAGCCCCGCGGCCACUGUCUUGGCGGAGGCCCGCAGAGCCACCGAGAGCCCCCGGCUGGGUGGGCAGCUGCCCGUGGUGGCCAUCAACCUGAGUGAAUACCCAGCUUCCGGUGCCCGAAGCCAGCCCACGAGCAUUCCUGGAAGCCCCAAGUUGCAGCCUCCGGUCCCUGCUCCCCGAAACAAGAUCGGCACCCUCCAGGACCGCCCUCCCAGCCCUUUCCGUGAGCUGCCAGGCACCGAGCGGGUGCUGACAACCAGCCCCUCACGCCAGCUGGUGGGCCGAACAUUUUCAGAUGGGUCAGCCACCCGUACCCUGCAGCCUCCUGAGAGUCCCCGCCUGGGCCGGCGGGGCCUGGACAGCAUGCGGGAACUCCCUCCGUUGAGCCCGUCUCUGUCGCGACGGGCUCUCUCCCCCAUGCCCACCAGGACUACGCCAGAUCCCAAGCUAAGCAGGGAAGUGGUGGAGAGUCCCCGGGCCCGGCGCUGGGCAGCCCACGGGGCGUCACCGGAGGACUUCUCCCUGACGCUGGGGGCACGGGGCCGUAGGACACGGAGCCCCUCACCCACGCUCGGGGAGUCACUGGCACCCCGCAAGGGCAGCUUCAGUGGCAGGCUGAGCCCAGCCUAUAGUCUGGGCUCUCUGACCGGGGCUUCGCCCCGCCAGAGCCCCCGUGCCCAGAGGAAGCUGUCCAGUGGGGACUUGCGGGUGCCUGUCACUCGGGAGCGGAAAAAUAGCAUCACGGAGAUCAGUGACAACGAGGACGACCUCCUGGAGUACCACCGGCGGCAGCACCAAGAACGGCUCUGGGAGCAGGAGAUGGAGAGGCUGGAACGCCAGCGCCUGGAGACCAUCCUGAACCUGUGUGCUGAGUACAGCCGGGCCGACGGGGCACCCGAGGCUGGGGAGCUGCCCAGCAUCGGGGAAGCUGCCGCAGCAUUGGCGCUGGCGGGCCGGAGGCCCUCACGAGGCCUUUCAGCGGCCACCGGAGCCUCUGGGCGGGGCCCCGAGGAGCCCGGAGGUGCCACCCAGCGCCUGUGGGAGUGCGUGGACCGCUCAGAUGAGGAGAAUCUCAAGGAGGAGUGCAGCAGCACUGAGAGCACCCAGCAGGAGCAUGAAGAUGCACCCAGCGCCAAGCUCCAGGGGGAGGUGCUGGCCCUGGAAGAGGAGAGGGCUCAGGUGUUGGGGCGAGUGGAGCAGCUCAAGGUCCGUGUGAAGGAGCUCGAGCAGCAGCUGCAGGAGUCCGCCCGCGAGGCUGAAAUGGAACGAGCAUUGCUGCAGGGGGAGAGGGAGGCAGAGCGGGCGUUGCUGCAGAAGGAGCAGAAGGCCGUGGACCAGCUGCAGGAAAAGUUGGUGACCUUGGAAACCGGCAUCCAGAAGGAGAGGGACAAGGAGAGGGCGGAGCUGGCCGCGGGACGGAGGCACCUGGAGGCCCGCCAGGCGCUCUACGCCGAGCUCCAGACGCAGCUCGAUAACUGCCCCGAGUCAGUGCGGGAACAGUUACAGGAGCAGCUGAGAAGGGAGGCCGAGGCCCUGGAGACGGAGACAAAGCUGUUUGAGGACUUGGAGUUCCAGCAGCUGGAGCGGGAGAGCCGCGUGGAGGAGGAGCGUGAGCUGGCGGGCCAGGGGCUGCUCCGGAGCAAGGCCGAGCUGCUCCGGAGCAUCACCAAGAGGAAGGAGCGCCUGGCAGUCCUGGACGGUCAGGCCGGGCAGAUCCGGGCCCAGGCCGUGCAAGAGUCCGAGCGCCUGGCGCGGGACAAGAACGCCUCCCUGCAGCUGCUGCAGAAGGAGAAGGAGAAACUCACGAUGCUGGAAAGAAGGUACCACUCACUCACGGGAGGCAGGCCUUUCCCGAAGACCACGUCGACCCUCAAAGAGGAGUAUGUGAGCCUGGCAGAGGUUCUCCAGCUGUGCUUCCGCUUGGACCCCCAUGCUUCUGCCACCUCCCCCAGCGUGCUCGCCCAGCCCCUGCCUGACAGUGAGUACGUGACGCUUGAGCAGCUAAAGGCGAUGUGGGGCACCUCGCCCAUGCCCGCAGCCCCUGUGCCAGGCCCGCCUCUCUGGGCCCCUGCCUCCCGGGACCUGGUUCCCACCACCUGCCUUCCUCCCGUGCUGCCCUCUUCCUCCUCCUUCGCUUCCAUCACGCCUUCACCCAAGAUGGAGGAGCUGCUGCUCCCUGCUGUAGACUUAGAGCAGUGGUACCAGGAGCUGAUGGCCGGGCUGGGGCCCGGCCCCGCUACAGCCUCCCCGCGCUCCUCUCCCCCGCCUCUGCCCGCCAAAGCUUCCCGGCAGCUGCAGGUUUACCGCUCCAAGAUGGAUGGUGAGGCCACCAGCCCCCUGCCCCGGACCCGCAGCGGCCCUCUCCCCUCUUCCUCUGGCUCUUCUUCCUCCUCCUCCCAGCUCAGCGUGGCUACCCUGGGCCGUAGCCCCUCCCCAAAGAGUGUCCUCCUUGCCCAGAAUGGCACGAGCAGCCUUCCUCGCAACCUGGCGGCCACGCUGCAGGACAUUGAGACCAAGCGCCAGCUGGCCCUGCAGCAGAAGGGCGAGUCGCUUCCUGCCGAGCCCCCCCCAACCGACGACCCAGCAGGGCAGCAGGUGAUCGAGGAGCAGCGGCGGCGCCUGGCCGAGCUGAAGCAGAAAGCUGCGGCCGAGGCGCAGUGCCAGUGGGAUGCCCUGCACGGGGCGGCCCCCUUCCCGCCCGGCCCCUCGGGCUUCCCCCCGCUCAUGCACCACUCCAUCCUGCACCACCUGCCGGCCGGCCGAGAGCGCGGGGAGGACGGCGAGCACGCCUACGACACCCUGAGCCUGGAGAGCUCCGACAGCAUGGAGACCAGCAUCUCCACGGGCGGCACCUCGGCCUGCUCCCCGGACACCGUGUCCAGCGUGAGCGGCCUGGACGUGGGGAAGAUCGAGGAGAUGGAGAAGAUGCUGAAAGAAGCGCACGCGGAGAAGAGCCGCCUCAUGGAGUCGAGGGAGCGGGAGUUGGAGCUCCGGAGGCAGGCCCUGGAGGAGGAGCGGAGGCGGCGGGAGCAGGUGGAACGGAGGCUGCAGAGCGAGAGCGCCAGGAGGCAGCAGCUGGUGGAGAAGGAGGUCAAGAUGCGGGAGAAACAGUUCUCCCAGGCACGACCCCUGACCCGCUACCUGCCAAUCCGGAAGGAGGACUUUGAUCUGAAGACCCACAUUGAGUCGUCGGGCCACGGUGUCGAUACCUGCCUGCACGUGGUGCUCAGCAGCAAGGUCUGCCGCGGCUACUUGGUCAAGAUGGGGGGCAAGAUUAAGUCGUGGAAGAAGCGCUGGUUUGUCUUCGACCGGCUCAAGCGCACCCUUUCCUAUUAUGUGGACAAGCAUGAGACGAAGCUGAAGGGGGUCAUCUACUUCCAGGCCAUCGAGGAGGUCUACUAUGACCACCUGCGCAGUGCGGCCAAGAGCCCGAACCCAGCCCUCACCUUCUGUGUGAAGACCCAUGACCGGCUCUACUACAUGGUGGCCCCAUCUGCCGAGGCCAUGCGCAUCUGGAUGGAUGUCAUCGUGACCGGAGCUGAGGGCUACACUCAAUUCAUGAACUGACCGGUGUGGACCUCCUGGACCCUCGGGCCAGCCCACCAGCUGCUCCGCCCUGGAGACAGAGGUGCACACCGGGCCACACAGGCGUGCCCCCAGAGGCCUGGAAGGGCGGAGCGUGCCUGGGGCUGUUGGAGGUGACUUUGUACUGUUCUACGGUGUAAGGAGCUCAUCCUGUGAAUUUCUGGGCUCAGGCCCCCUGAAGAACCAGCCAGCAGAUGAAAAGUGGGGAGGCUCCCGGGAGCCCAGAAUCUGCAGUAACCUUGGAGGGCCCUGCCCCAGGCCUGAGGAGCUGUCACAAGAGGGGGCCUCAAGCUCUGACCUGGCACCUGCACUCCCCAGCCUGUGUUCUCUUUUGCAAAAGGACAAAUUAUGGUACCAGAAUCUGCCAAAGAUCCCUUCUUGCCUCAGCCCCCUUUGCGGGGGCCUUGGGGGCCGAGGAGAACCACAUCAAGAGUGGGGUAACAGCUCAGGCGGUGUACUUCUCCAACCCCGCUCUACCCUGUUCUCCCCUUUGUUCAAGGGCCAGAGACCUCCAGUGCCAUCCUUGAGGUCCUAACCCCAUUCCCUUUUUGCAGACCCCCAACCACGAUCUCCACAGUGACUGCUUCAUCGCCAUGGUCAUACGCUCGUUGCCGUGGCUCCGCCCAUGCUGCAGCCGUGGGCCCAUCCGAGGGUACGUACUGCGACCUCUCCAGCCCAGGACCUUGUGCAUCUCAGGCCGGGGGAAGGGACCAAGCACCUGCUCCCUGCCCCCCUAGGUCUCCAGGCCCUGGUGCACAGCCGGCCACCCCCUAGUCCAGACCUCUCCCUUGCACUCGUGCCUUGCUUAGAGCCAGAAGGGACGAAGCUUGGACAUCCAGAGACUGGAGGAAGGAAGCAGAUGGGAGAGGCAGCUAGACUGGGUUCUACAGAACUGGCUGGGUUUCUAACAGGGAUGGAGGGCCGCUCAGACGCCCGCUGGGGGAAACCUGAGCAGAGGGGGAGGACCCUGGGGGCUGGCUGCCCUCCCUUCCGCCUCAGAAGGAUGACAGAAAUGGAGAGCAGAGGACCAGGCCCCCAGCUGUCUGGCCUCAGCCCUUCACGCCUUAACACUAAGCCCACAACCCUGCUCCUCUGCCCAACACUGGGCCAUGGUUGCCCGGCCUGGGCUGGGCGAUUUUCAGUAUUUGUAAGCAUCUCAACAGAACAAUAAAGCAUUUGGAGUAUGUG